CUUCCUGCCUUCUUCAGGCUCCUGGAACCUUUCCAGCCUCAAUGGACUGCCAAGAGAGCGAGUAUUUGGACGAGCAUGGGAAGUGCACCCCGUGUAGAACUUGUAUGCCUGGACAGGAGCUUUCCAAGGACUGUGGUGAUGGUGGAGGGGGGGAUGCACAGUGCGUUGCUUGCCCUCCCAGGAAGUUUAAGGAUAGCUGGGGACAUCAUGGCUGCAAACCCUGUCUAUCUUGCACUCUCAUCAACCGUGUCCAGAAAUCCAAUUGCACAGCGACUACCAAUGCGGUCUGUGGGGAAUGCCUGCCGGGGUUCUACCGUAAGGCCCGGAUCAGCGGGCAGCUCGACUGGGAGUGCAUCCCUUGCACCAAGCAGACGCCCUCCUCCGAGCCUCAGUGUCGGUCCAGAACAAACCUGGUGAAGGUAGCAGUCCCCACUGUACCACCACAAGACACAGCCCUUCUCGCACUGACCAGCAGUGCCCUGGUCAUCAUUGUACUGGUACUUCUGGCACUCUCCAUCAUCUACUGCAAGCGUUUUUGGAAGAGCCAGUGCCAGCGAGUCUUCCUGAGGACUCAGAAUUUCUCAGGCCAGCGAGCAAUGUUCCCAGCCUCAGCUGCGCCCGGCAGAUUUCUGUGUGAAGAACAGAUGUCUGGUCCCUGCUGCCUGGGUGUGAAGAACCUGAGUCCGUGCUACAGGCAGGCAGAAGGCCCAGUGGAAGCAGUUCAGUUCAUUUCAGAUGGAGAAGCCAUUGGUCUUCAACUCCCAGCUCUCCAGCCUGAACUGGAAGUGCCUCAGGCGACUGCCAUCAGCCCUGCUCCCAAAUCCCAGCUGGUGAGGAGCGUCCUGGAAACUCAGCCCCUGAUCAGGAACUCAGGCUGCAGCGACUGCUUGGCGGGGGUCUUGUCUCCCUCUGACUUCAGGCAAGGCCCAGCCGGGGUGGCAGAGGCCCUGGCCCCUCUCUCAUCGUGUGCCUCAGAAAUGCAGCACAAAUGGCCCCAUGCCCCGGUAGAGUGUACGGAGCUCGAUCUGCAGAAGUUCUCCACCCAGACGGACUUCGUGGGCAAUGAAAGAUCAGAGGAUGCGGUGAGCCGAGUGGCUCAGAGAAUCACAAAAGAGAACAACAGUGGAGUGCUUGAAGCAAAGAACGGACUCGUUUUGGAUCUGACAAGGGGCCUGUCCUCAGCCUUCCAAAAUCCUACUGCUGAAAGUGCAGAACAACCGGAGAACGAUGCCCAGAGCCUUCUGACUCAGAUCAGCAGCACUACGAAGGGUCUCCUAGUGGCAGAGCUGCCUCAUUCCUUGGUGCAGUCACUUGCCUUCUUGUUAGACCCUUCCUUGAAUGGUGUGAAGAAUUUCAGCCACGUGGCACUGGAGCUGGGGGUCACACCGCAACUGUUGGGCAGGAUAUCUGGAUUUGAGCAACUCGUCACUCACUUCACCUACUCAGGAGACACUGUCACCAUUCCUGUCCUGGCGCAAGCUCUGCAGCGACUCCAGCGGUUUGAUGCCUUGCUCCUGCUGUGUGAUCACUUUGCUCUCAGCCGGGUUCAGGGCCGCCAGUGCUAAGAGGAGACAGGGAAAGGACAGAGGAAACUCCACGCACUGUCUUUACUGGUAGGAGAGAGGAUCUGGUAGCACCGUGGUCACAUAAUCUCUUCAGUGUGCAUGUGGUGAUUAUGUGGAGAUGGUCUUUGCAUCGUGGAAUAGAAGCACAUGAGCAGGAACAUACCUCCUAGGAGAAGAGCAGAGGAGUGCUAGGGGGGUGACAACAUCAUGUAUCCUCACAAUCUUCUCUUCUGCCCAUGUGGGUAGUUGUGAGGUUUUUCUCAGGCCCCUCCAGAACCCAGAACCCAUUUUUCUUCAGCUGUAUUUACGUUCUUGUCCAUAAACUGAGUGGCCUCAUAGACCCUGUGCUAUCUGCUCUGUGGAUUGAUGAUGGUGUGUAACAGGCCUUAUUCUGUGCAAAUUGUUAGCCUUGUUGGUCUUGUGAUUGCUUCUCUAAGGCUCCUCAGCCACGUUCUGUGCUGAGGUUCGGUGUUUGUGGGCAGCCUUUGAGCUGUCUCUGGUGUGGUGGUGGAACAAUUCUUCAGGGCCUGUACAGGAGGGUCCUAAGUUAUCUUCUACUUUGAUGGCGCUGACUGUUGGUUUCUCCUCCUCAGUUGUGUGCAGCUUUCUUACAGGCCCAACAAUCACUUCUUUCCCAUUCCAGCUUUUCAGAUGUUGGACCUUCUUCAUUUGGCCAAUACUGUGUUUUUCUGGGUUCCUGUUGCUACUUUCUGAGUUUACUUUUUGUCUGCUCUUUCUCUGUGCACAGUUCUUGGAGGAGAACCUGCUUGACCAUUACCUCUGUGGCAGAGAGGGUUAAGCUUUCACUUUGUGUGCCACCCCGAAAUGGGGCAUGUUUAUUCCAUUUCCCUUUUAUGAAAUGGUACAAUUUUCUUAAAGGAAUUUUGGACUGAGCAUCAGGAUUUUUAAAUAUAUAUGCUUCUUAACGUUUAGUGCUGUAAUCCUCUCAGCCUGGGUAGCAAUCUAUUUGCUCGCUUCCCCAGUCUCCUGUUGAAUGCCUCUGCUCUGGUGUGCCACAUCUGUCUGCCAACAGCCUCCUUGCGGUGGAUGAGGUUUUAAGAGCUGCUGCUACGGUGAAACUUUGGGGUAGCACAGGCAGAGCUGCUUCCACUAAAUUCUGCAGAUGCCCGUGGAGACGGCUGGAGGCUUGUGACUAGAAAGCAGUUAGUGUCGUGCCAGCACCAGGCACAUAUGAAUUUGGCUGAAGACUGAAACUUCUUACCACAGCUUCAUUACAGGGAGUAUUAAAGUCACUGUGCCAAUAAUGGCAGAGCAGGCUUGUUUUAAAAUGAUCGUUUUCUGCCUAAAAAUGAUGGGAUUUUCUGGUCUCUGAGAGUGGCUGUCGUGGAAGGGAACACCCUUCUGCGUUCAAAUUGCUCCUGCAGGAUGCGUCAGAGCUUGCAACGGUUUCGCCUGCAUCAGGCUCUCCCGCGCUCUUCGAUGUUGUCCCCUAGGGCAGAUUCCACCGCUGGUGGCUACAGGUUUCCGGGCUGUUUUCAUGAAGCUGGCACCAGCUUCUGGGUUUUCUGUGUUAAGCAGGAUUUUACUGGGCAGUUUGACAGAUUGGAUUUGAGGGGAUGUGGUGGAAUAUGAAACAAUUGGAGUCAGUCAUGAGGCUGGAGAGAAGCUGCCACUUGGAAGCUAUGCGCUGACUGACAGAAGCGAUGUUACUACAAGCCUCUCGCUCCAGUAUUUUUGUCAGGGGCAAAUACUUGAGCAGAAAACGAGGCACGCCCCACACCUCCCAGGGAGAGGCCGUGCGGAGGCGGGUAGGCAUCUGGGGCUGGCCAUCAGCUGCAGGAAGCUGGCCCGCGGCAAAGACGUGUCAGUCUGCGAGACGGCUGCAGCAGGCAAGGCACGUGGCAAACGCCGCUAU
Struthio camelus australis is the source of this 3441-nucleotide messenger RNA. NCBI's taxonomy places the organism in Eukaryota, Metazoa, Chordata, Aves, Struthioniformes, Struthionidae. The record is from RefSeq and is a predicted model, not a curated record.